CACAAAUGGUUUCGCCCGUACGGCCUAGAGCUCCCCAGAGUUGUAGGACCUUUAAACCGUCAAGAUUACAACACGGGAAACGACACAGCUUCGCUUCUCAAAGCAACUAUUUUUUACCAGUCUCCAUUUCGGGAGACUUAAGUACGCUUGAAAAUGCCCCUGAACAACGAGCGUCCGUCAUCCACCUCCAGCGGCGACGAGCAGGGCAGCGAUGUUGAGUCGUCGUCGUCGUCGGGGCGCUGCGACAGCACCGCGUCGGCCAGCGACACCGACUGCUCGCGCGAGAGCUUCACCAGCGACGGCUGCAGCAAGCACUGCUCGCCAUCUUCGAGCCCUCCCAAGACGCUCACCCUGGAUGAGGUGAUGGGCUCCGCCAGAGACCUUUCCAACCUCACCUUGUUCCACGAGAUCGUCGUCAACCGCGACUUCCAUUUGGAGCCACACACCCUGCCUGAGGACAGUUUAUGGAAGAUGGUUCGCGACAACGUCCACAAAGCAUUCUGGGACAUCUUAGAGUCGGAGCUGAACGACGACCCGCCCGAGUACCAGCAGGCCAUCAAACUCCUGGAGGAGAUCCGAGAGAUUUUGCUGUCCUUCCUCAACCCCGGCGCCAACCGCAUGCGGACGCAAAUCAUGGAGGUGCUGGACAUGGACCUGAUCAGGCAGCAGGUGGACAACGACGCCGUGGACAUUGCGGGCCUGGCUUCGUACGUCAUCAGCGCCAUGGGAAAGCUGUGCGCGCCCGUCCGUGACGAAGAGAUUAAGAAGCUGAGGGAGAGCACGGGCAACAUUGUGAUGCUCUUCAGGGAGAUCUUCCGCGUCCUGGACCUGAUGAAGGCAGACUUUGUCAACCUCACCAUCGACAACCUGCGGCCAGUCAUGCAGAAGCAGAGCGUGGAGUACGAGAGGGCAACAUUCCAGAGCAUCUUGGACAAGACACCCGGUGCUUUGGACAACACCGCCGCUUGGAUCAAAAUGACUUUUGAGGAGCUACUGACCACCAUGCCGAGCAAUCGGGGAAAAGGACAGCCAUGUUUACCGGGACCCUUCCAAGUCCUCAAUGCGGCCUUCCUACACAUCCUCAUGUGGGACUCCACGAAGCGCCCUCUCCCAGAGACGUGGAUGACGGAUGAGGGGCGUCUGCGAGAGGUGCAGGCGGAGCUGAGGCGCUGGCAGGCGGUCAACGAGGUUCUCCUCAUCGUCCACAGCACGGUAGGCGGUUCCAUCCAGGGCGUGGCGGCCCUCUCCGAGCGCCUCAAGAGGAUGACGGCCGUGCUCCUCGACCACGUGCACAACCCGACUGUUAGCCAACAAGAGGCGCUAAUGGGGGUCAGCUCUCAGAUCUGCAGCGAGCUGAACAAGUCGCUAGUUGAGAGGGGCUACUCCGCGCUGAGCCCCGCUCAGCAGGACACCCUCACGGGGCAGAUCUGCAGCAUCGCCCACAAGGACAACCCCAUCCGCGCUCUCGUCGAGGACCGCGUGCAGCACUACUUCAUGGCGCUCAUCUGCGAUGCCAAACCUCAAGCCAGAUUGGCGCAAACGCCCGCGGGUUUAACCGCCAUCCGCUCCGAGUUGGUCUCCCUGGCCGCUAAGUUCCUCUCCCUGGUCAACUACAACAAGGCUGUGUAUGGACCUUUCUAUGCCGACAUUAUCAGGAAGUUGAUGUUCACCAACGGCCCGCCACCGUCGUCGCCGCCGCCGCCGCCAUCUUCCCCUCCUCAGGACACUGUCACCUCCGAAUGAGAACCCCUGACGUCCAUUUUGUUCUUAUGCAACCGAGCUGGGUUUGCCAGCGGUGACGUGAAGCACAGUGUUUCCCAACCUUUAUAUCGCCAAGGCACAUAUCUUUUUACGGAAACGUCUCAUCAAGCAUAAAAUGUAUGGUAAUAUUGACAACGGCCUGUUUAGUUUUAAAAUGCAAAGCUAUUGUUCCGGUAAAUGAAUAGCAACAGAUAGCUAUUUCUUUGGCUAUUUGGCUAUUUGGCUAUGUACGGAAGAGCUCCAGCUUUUGAAAGCAAAUUUCUAUAUUUAGAAGAGUAGCAGCACACAUGAUGAGUGUUUAAAGUUUUAUAUAUAUAUAUAUAUUAUAUGAAUCAUGCUACAAACCUCUUAGCCUCUUCAAGAAGCUAUGAAAAAAAAUAUUAGGGAAUUUUUUGGGUAUAUAUUUGUUGUAGACAUGAGUGCAUUUUUGUGUUUGCUGUUUUUGCUUGUGUAACUGAGGGAGGAUUUUCCAGAUGUUUGCGCUAUACGUCAAUUUAUUCGAUCGGUUUUGUGUGAUUGGCGAUGUUUGUUACACAACUCGGUACUCCAGUUCGUUACCGUAUUCCUGGAUUAGCUUGAUUGAACCUGCGCGGACACGCACAAAGGUGCUGAGCUCCAAAGGGAUUCUGUAUUCAGUGUGGAUCCAGAGAUGCUCAGAACAAAAAAAGCAAUUAUUUAACUUAGCUGAAGUGUACAUAAAUGUGUUAUUUUCUUCUGUACUACACUUAAUAUCAUAAAAAUAAAAGUGAUAUUAAAUUGG
Molecule: messenger RNA, 2521 nt
Organism: Hippocampus zosterae (dwarf seahorse)
Lineage: Eukaryota; Metazoa; Chordata; Actinopteri; Syngnathiformes; Syngnathidae
Gene: tcp11l2
Product: t-complex 11, testis-specific-like 2
Exons: 10
Coding region: 154-1743 (529 amino acids)
Biological process (GO): signal transduction
Source: RefSeq, a predicted model, not a curated record